AUGGCACAAGCAGAAGUUAACCUCGAGGCAGAUGUGGAAGCUGCGCCCGUUACAGCUGACGGUCAUGGAAUGUUUCCAAAAUCAGUGAUUGUUGAACGAAGCAAGAGAUGGGGCUUGUUUGGAUACCCUUGGAGAUACGGAUACGGAUACUAUGGAUACCCCUACGGAUACGGCUGUUACGGCUAUCCUUGUGGACCAUAUGGACCAUAUGGCUUUGGCGGCUUCUACGGCUAUCCAUGGUUGAAAUCCAAGGCCUAA
Messenger RNA from Cylicocyclus nassatus, 258 nucleotides. The record is from the annotation of a GenBank genome assembly. Lineage: Eukaryota; Metazoa; Nematoda; Chromadorea; Rhabditida; Strongylidae.